AUGCUACACCGCUCGGCCGUGGACGAUGAUCCCAGAGCCUUCCACCGACGUCCCUCCGGGCCCCUUUCAGAACCCCCGUCGGCACCGCCCCCUAAUCGGCCCGCUUCUCGGUCAUCCCGACCAGGCUCCCGAACUCGCAUGAUGAAGACAUCUAGAGCUGUGACUCCGACAGGACUUGGGAUGGUGACGGAGAAUAAUGUUCCGGAGGUCUCCCCGGUUGGACUCAGCAGCGCCAGUCCAAUCAAAGAGGGUCUGGGCAGUUUAAAUCGAUGGUCACAAUCCACAACCUCAAGCAAGAGUCCAUCCGAAUAUACUACCGCCCACCGUCGAGGUAGCUCGAAAAUGUCAAUCUCCGGCCAUAGUCCACGCGGAGGAGCCGCGCUCGGGGAACUCCCAGAAUUAAGUCUCCCUGAAUUCAGGGCAUCCGACAUGUUUGCGCCAGGUCCAAACAACCCACACCUGGAUCUAUCUUUCACGGCUUCAAGUCACCUCUUCCAAAACUCCCCACCCAACGAUACUCGAGACUCGGGUUCUGCGCCUUCCAAUCCCGCGCGCACAAGUGAAGGCGCCACUUCGGCAGAUGGAGAAGGCGAUGCCGAUGCAGAGAAUCGUCAACAUGGUCAAACUCAAAAAGCCAUGCUCUCGAAAGCUCUUCAAAAGGCGAAUACGGCUGUACUUCUCGACAAUGCGGCCAAUUUUGAAGGUGCCAUGGAAGCAUACACGGAUGCCUGCCAGUUACUGCAGCUAGUGAUGAUGCGGAGUAAUGGAGGCGAUGAAGAGAAACUCAAGCUACAGGAAAUCCGCGAUACCUAUAUGAUCAGAAUUACGGAACUCGAACGCAUGGACUUCCCCCUUCCCAAUAGCGCCGGCAAAGCUCUUCCAGAGCGCCCUCUCAGUCAGGAGUCAUACGGAGAAUUACUUCAUGCCUCCGCGCAUGACGAAUCAAUCCCCAACAGUCAACAUACCUCUACGAAUUCCAGCCUUUCUCUCCAAGCGGCUAUGGAUGAGAUGAAAUCCUUACCAGCAGAGGCCAUUCCGCCUCGUCGUCAAUCCUUACGACUUACCGGCCAAUCUGGCAGAUCGACUCCAUCCAGCGUCGGAAACACAUCUCUCAAUGGUCAAUUUUUGGAUACGUCUGCGCAGGGAACAAAUGAACCUUCCUCGUGGCUGGACACAAUCGAUGAAUCGGGAGCAUCAUCUCCGUCAUCUGCGAACUCGAAAGCAUCAUCGGUAUACUUGCGUCGACGUACAAGCCGUCGUCUUAGCACCGAUACCGAAGCCGAGUUUGACGCAGCCCUCGAUGCAGCCGUCGAAGCGGCAUAUGAUGAUGGGUUAGAACCUGUGAUCGAAUACAAGGACGAGGAAAGCGACGAUAUUGUGGCCAACGCUCACCGGAAUAUCGAACUGGCGAAACAGCGAGUUCGAGAGGCUCAGCUUGAGGCGGAGGUUGCAAUGAACCGUGGUCGUGAGAUGCGCAGAGCCCAGGAACAAAAUAUGUUCGAUGAGCAACCCAUGGAUCGUCAUUCUGGUUACUUAGAUGAAGAGGCAGAGGAAGAAGAACGCCUGCUUGAAGAAAUGACCAAGGGCUAUGUCAUGGACGAUUUUGAAUUUGGCAUUCAAUCCAAGUCCGCACUGCCCCGAGAAUCCGACUCUAGCAAUAUGUCAGGCAGAACUUGGGAAAGCUCGGCUGGUUCAAACAUCACAGGCACCGGCGCAACACUUUCCACUCUCACCGAAGACGAAGACAUUUUGCCUCUGGAUGGACCAGGAGGACCGCGAAGUAACUUGCCUUCCUCCCCACCAACCGCUGCGUUGCCCCCAAUUCCAGUCUCGUCGGAUUUCCCAGGUCUACCACCACACCGAGCCUCACUGACCAACCCUCCUCCACCUCCAACUAUGGGCCCUCCUCCAAUUCCAGGAGUGCGCGCGCGAAGACUCUCCAAACAGGCACCAACAGAGCUGAAGAUCGAGACGAAUCGCACUCGUGCGGAUUCCGACGCUUCUGGUCUGGAUCCUUUAUCAACAACACCCUCUGCGAGUCGACCACCUCCACCUCUUCCCAAGGACGACCCGACACCAGAACACUCUCGAACCGCAUCGCGGUCCAGCUUGCAUCCUGCUAAACGCAACCCAUCCGUUGGCUCUAUUGCGGAACAAAUCCAUCUCGCCAAAACACGCACCCAGGAAGACGACGAGCAUCUUCCUCCUUUACCUCGAACUAUCGGAAAAAUACCCUCGGCUCCAGACGGACUGCACAAGGUAGCAUCCGAUUCGAAAGCGUUCCGAACACGUAAUGUGUCUGUUCCCAACCCCGAGACAGUACCAGGAUCUCCUACCACCCCAUGGAGCGGCUCUUUCCCAUCCUUGGAUUCUCAGAAAGCUCCUAUGCCCGGCACCAUGCCAGUUCUACCCACACCAACCGCCACAUACUUCACUCAGAAUGGAUUGCCUACCGGCGGGUUGAACCUCUUCGACUGUGACAUCCACUCACCUACCAGUCUGGGCUGUCCGAACACGAUGAUAGCAAAUGCGCCACAACAACUCGAGCCAUGCCCUGAAUCCUUCCUUUCCCGCCCAUUCUGGCUCAUGAGGUGCCUAUACCAGACAAUCGCCCACCCGCACGGCGGCUACCUUUCCGCAAAGCUUUUCAUCCCCCGGGACGUGUGGCGCGUGAAGAACGUAAAGCUCAAGGCUUUAGAAGAUAAAGUCGCAAACUGUGACCUCCUGACAGCAGCACUUCUCAAACUUGCCCAGGUCGAUACCUACGACGCAGACGCAGUGUUGGAAGAGAUGCAAGCUUUAGAAGGUGUUCUCGACCAAGUUCAAGGUGUUCUUUCCAAAAAGCUAGGCAACGAAGUCGGCGUCCAUACAGCAAUUCCAAUCGUCCGUCCGAAUGCAGCACCCGAAGAUCCCGCACACCCCGAUCCUGCGCCCUCCAGAACAUCCGGCACAUCAAACAAAUCAUAUCUACCCACCUGGAAACGUCUUCGAGCAAAGACCUCCGGCAUUGGCGCUGGUACCACUACGCCUACCCCGCCUAGUGGCAGGGAAAGUGCCAAAGAUAGCUUCAAUCUCAGCUCCCUGCCCAUGACGUCGGCUCCGUCAUCGUAUGUGAAGCGCAAUACGAGCCAACUUGAAUUUUCAGGGCCAAAUUCUCAAUAUAUGAGUGCUUUGGCGCGUCUGUUUGAUGCUGCUCAAGUUAUAGAUCAAAUCGCUCAACAAGUAGAAGAUCCAGGACUCAAGCACUCCUCCCCAACUCAUGUUGGUCUGGAACUAAGCACAAGACACGCAGCCGAAUUCUUCGGCUUCUACAUUUGUCGCUUUGCCUUGGCUGACGUGGGACUUAUGCUUGAUAAAUUCAUCAAGCGUGGUAGUGAGUGGGUGCUGAUUUAG
This is a messenger RNA of Penicillium cosmopolitanum, 3393 nucleotides long. RefSeq lists its product as uncharacterized. The record is from RefSeq and is a predicted model, not a curated record. The coding region runs from base 1 to 3393 and encodes 1130 amino acids. The transcript has 3 exons. Lineage: Eukaryota; Fungi; Ascomycota; Eurotiomycetes; Eurotiales; Aspergillaceae.